UUUUAUUCGUUAAAGUAUUAACUAAUUAUUCUGGAACUCUCUAUACAGUUUAUAUUAUAGACUUUCAAUACUGAUAAUGACUAUCAUUGUAGUCUAAAAUACCCAUAUUGCAUAGAAUAUUUCAGUAACAUUUUUUAAUUGUUUUUGCAAUAAUAUUAAAAUAAUUUAUGGAUAUUUUGACAUAUUCUAAAAAGAAAACCAUUAUUAUUCAUACCUUUUAUCCUUUUUCAGAGAAAGAAUAUAAUGUCUACUUGUCGUCCGUUACAUUAUGAUAAUCUUAGUAAAUAUCCCUAUAUCGACAAAUCCGUAUCCAUUCUUGAUACAGAUUUCAAGAAUAUUAAGAUGAAUAUAGAUUUUGUUUAUCAAUUUGUAAAAAAUAGUUAUCAAUAUGACGCUAUUGAUAAUUAUAACAAAUCUUACAUUACUGGCAUAAUUGGACCACCUAGAAUGAACUAUCGAUGUGAUAGAGAGUUUUCACAAGAAUCAGCUCGGGCAUAAGCAAGUAUCUCAAGAAUUAAAUAAUUAUAUUUACAUAGAUGAUUAUACACGUUUACAAUUUUAUAAACAAGGCUACAAGGGUUGCCUUUCAAUCAAAGAUUACUCGACUUAUGAGAAAUUUAUGGAAGAUCUUAAACUCUUAUGGGAUAAAUCCAAGGAAUCACGUGAUAUCUUUUCUCUGCUUUCUGACGAAAUAAUGUUGAAAAUAUUACAUAAUUUAGAUAUGAGAUCAUUGUGUCGCAUAAGCAGAGUUAAUAAACGCUUCAAUAAUUUAUCGCGGGAUCUUUUCCUUUAUACAAGUUUAAACAUACGUAAUAUAUACUUUACAUAUUGGCGCGCUAAUCUUUCUAAUUUAUUUGAUUAUUUUACGCCCAGAUGUAAACAUUUGACAUACUUAGAUCUGUCAUUUUGUUACUUUGAUGUUUGGAAAUUUAUUAUAUUUUUGUCCACUUGUGGUACGCUGUUAAAACGUCUAAUAUUAAGUUCCUGUCAAUCUAUCGAUGACUCUGCUCUACUUGAAAUUUCAAAGACGUAUCAAAUAUUAGAAGAUUUGGAUCUAAGUAUGUGUGGUCUCAUAAAUGAUGAAGGAUUUUCCCAUCUCGAAAACUUAAAGUGUCUGAAACGUUUACAUCUUGCAAAGAUACACAACAUACAAACAGAAACUCUUCGCAGAAUACUGCAGAGAAAUCGACAGAUGCGUGACUUAAAUUUACAAUCUACAGAGAGAAAUUUAAACAUAGACCAGGUUGCUAUAGAAUUGAAAAAUUCAUGUUUAAAUUUGAAAAGAAUAAAUUUAAAUAAUGCAUAUGGUAAUUUGACAUCAAAAGAUAUUAAUACUUUUGCUGAUUGCAAGAAUCUACAGGAAGUAAAUUUUGGAUUCAUUACCACUUUUAAAAAUAGUAGAGAGUACUAUUCCCGAAAUGAUUUAUCGGAACUAUCGAACAGCUUCCGUAGACUGUUCUCUUCUUGCCAAUGUUUGGAAAAAAUCGACUUGUCUUCCUAUUAUGGUUGUGAUAACUCUAUGAAUUUGGAAAUGUGCGAAAAUUUAAAAUAUUUGAACUUGAGUGCAGCACUGACACAUAAUACAUGUUUCAAAAUUUUGCAAUGUAAAAAACUGGAAAUAAUCAAUCUUCGCUAUAUAAGGGGUAUUAAUUAUAGCUUAAUUAACCAAUGGAGAGAAAGAUAUCAGAAUGUAAUUUUUAUCUAUAAAUAAUAAAUUUGCAUAAAUGGCAUAAACGAGUAUCUUAAGAAAUAAUCCUUGAAUAUAUUUAUAUGAAUAUCCCUUAACCCUAAGAUUCCUCUUUUAAAAAAUUGCCUGGGGUAGUAUUACCCCACGUUAUGUAUUUUAUUAAAACUUUUACAAAGCUCUACGCUUUUUUUAGAAUAUUCCAAUGAUGUUAUCUUAAACAAGGGCCGCCCUACUAAAAAAAUUCUUUUGAGAUCAUAAAUGAGAAAAUUUAGAUUUAUAUUGAAAAUUACAUUAUAUAUAUAUA
Monomorium pharaonis (pharaoh ant) is the source of this 1991-nucleotide messenger RNA. RefSeq names its product F-box/LRR-repeat protein 4. The transcript has 5 exons. Gene Ontology annotation, cellular component: SCF ubiquitin ligase complex. Gene Ontology annotation, molecular function: protein binding. Lineage: Eukaryota; Metazoa; Arthropoda; Insecta; Hymenoptera; Formicidae. Gene Ontology annotation, biological process: SCF-dependent proteasomal ubiquitin-dependent protein catabolic process. The coding region runs from base 620 to 1711 and encodes 363 amino acids. The record is from RefSeq and is a predicted model, not a curated record.